This is a messenger RNA of Anisakis simplex (herring worm), 1032 nucleotides long. Lineage: Eukaryota; Metazoa; Nematoda; Chromadorea; Rhabditida; Anisakidae. The record is from the annotation of a GenBank genome assembly.
AUGGCUAAAUUCAGCAUAUCCGAGUUAUGUCCUGAUCUUGUCGUGCAGUCAUCGAACCAACGGCCUACGUCAUGUUCCAAAUCCGAUGAAUCAUGUAAAAGUGAAGAAGAUCUAACCGAUGAAGGUAUCGAAGAGAGUGUCUCUGAUGCAGGAUCAGAGGACAGAAAAGUGGAUGAGAGUGGUAAACCGCCGUUCAGCUAUAACGCAUUGAUAAUGAUGGCGAUUCGUAACAGCAAAGAGAGACGUUUAACGUUGAGUGGUAUUUAUGAAUAUAUUAUGAAGAACUAUCCAUUCUAUCGUGAUAAUAAACAAGGAUGGCAAAAUUCAAUUCGACACAAUUUAUCACUGAAUAAAUGUUUCGUGAAAGUUCCACGUAGUUAUGAUGAUCCUGGUAAAGGUAACUAUUGGAUGCUGGAUGCUUCAUGUGAGGACGAGGUUUUUAUCGGCGGAUCCACCGGUAAGCUACGAAGACGACCAUCGUCAGCUGCUCGAGCUCGUCUUGAUGCUUUCAAGCAAUAUGGAGGUGCAGCUGCAGCAGCCUUAUUCUCGCCAUUCUUACAGCCAAUGGCUGCUCGAAUCGGUGUACCUUUCAUGAGUCCAUCAGCGUACGUGUCGUCGUCACCUUAUACGACGUCCUCACCGCUUUAUCAAGCAUCGAGCGCACUCAGACUGCCAUCUGCGGCUGCUAUGACGUAUGGAAGUAUUGUUCAAGAUUCGAGAUUCAUUCGUGUUCAAUCGCAACCACAACAAACUUUAUUGAUGCCACAACAACACUCUCCACCUGCUCAUCAUCACCCUUCAGCCCAUCAUCCUCAUACCCAACCUUCUCCUUCACAACCGCAGCAGCACUUCUCCUCCCCACUUCCGGCUCUGACAGCGCCUCAGUUCCCUUACUCACCAAAUGAAGAGUUUAUGCGAUUCUACGCUGCACAACAACACCAGAAACAGCAACAGCAACAGCAACAAUCUAAUCAUGCUCCUCAACAAACAGUUACACGAUAUUUUACUAAAGGCACUAUUAAUUCUUCAUGA